Ostrinia furnacalis (Asian corn borer) is the source of this 2880-nucleotide messenger RNA. Its product is annotated as peptidyl-prolyl cis-trans isomerase sig-7. NCBI's taxonomy places the organism in Eukaryota, Metazoa, Arthropoda, Insecta, Lepidoptera, Crambidae. Gene Ontology annotation, molecular function: RNA binding; peptidyl-prolyl cis-trans isomerase activity. Bases 128 to 2632 code for a protein of 834 amino acids. The transcript is spliced from 3 exons. Gene Ontology annotation, cellular component: nucleus. The record is from RefSeq and is a predicted model, not a curated record. Gene Ontology annotation, biological process: protein peptidyl-prolyl isomerization.
AAUUUGAGGUUAGAAUUUGUAUGAUGUGUCAAAAAUAUUGCUACAAAAACAUCGAUAGUGAUCGAUAGUAAUAAUGUUAAAUAGUGCCUUUUAAAUUUAUCUUCAAGGAAUAAUACUCCCUUUUGAAAUGGCGGUGGUAAUAGAGACGACUCUUGGUGACAUCACCGUGGAUUUGUACUUAGAACAACGUCCAGUGACAUGUCUCAACUUUCUGAAACUAUGCAAGAUGAAAUACUACAACUUCAACCUAUUUCACACAAUAAGAAGUGGAUUUAUAGCGCAGACUGGCGACCCUUCUGGCGAGGGGUCAGGCGGUGAGUCUAUUUUUGGUCUUUUGGAGGGUCCAGAGAAACGUUUCUUCUCCGGCGAGAAAAUGCCUAAAAUUCGUCAUACGAGCGCUGGAUUACUAUCAAUGGUGUGCACAGAUGAUAUGAUGGUAGGGUCGCAAUUUUUCCUCACUCUUGGCUCAGAAUUAGAUUCCUUAGACGGCAUACACUGUGUGAUUGGCGAGGUUACUGAGGGUCAUGAAGUUUUGCGUAAAUUAAACGAGGCAAUCUGUGAUGAGACUCAUAGACCUUACCAAGACGUGCGAAUUACUCACACAGUUGUAUUAGAAGAUCCAUUCAGUGAUCCUAAAGGAUUUCGUGCACCAUCCCGGUCACCUUCUCCUAGUGCGGAAAGGUUGAAAGGAGGCCGAAUAGCUCCUGACGAAGAGCUCGAUGAAACUGAAGGUAAAUCUGCUGCAGAAAUUCAAGAAAUUAUUGAAGAAAAAGAGGCUAAAGCUCGAGCUACCAUCUUGGAAAUUGUUGGUGACUUGCCUGAUGCCGACAUAGCUCCACCUGAAAAUGUACUGUUUGUAUGUAAACUAAAUCCAGUUACCACAGACGAGGAUUUAGAAAUCAUAUUUAGUAGAUUUGGUAAAAUUGAAAGCUGUGAAGUCAUUCGAGAUAAAAAGACUGGUGAUUCAUUGCAGUAUGCAUUUAUAGAGUUUUCUGACAAAAAGUCUUGUGAAGAUGCUUAUUUUAAAAUGGACAAUGUUUUAAUUGAUGACAGACGUAUACAUGUAGAUUUCUCACAGUCCGUUUCUAAAAUGAGGUGGCUUGGCAAAGGCAGAGGAGUGCAACAUUUUGAUGACGAAGAAGCUAAAGAUGACUCUUUUAGACAUAAAUCAAAAAAACAUGGAAAUGAAGAUUGGAACAGAGACAGAAAAGGUAAUCAUCAUAAUGAUAGAGAAAAGGACAAACAUAAAAGACAUGGAGAAGAAAGAAAACGCGAUAGAUCUCAUGAAAGGGAUUAUAACAGGAAAAACAGAGAUGGAGAUGGUAGAUCCAACAAUAGAGAAGCAACUAGCUCUAAAGAAAGGCAUAGUGACAAAAGGAACCAAAAACAUGACAGGGACUAUGAAAAAAAUAAUUAUGUAACUAGAACAAAAAUCCGUAGAGAAACAAGUAGUUCUGAAAGGCAAGAUGACGAAAGACAAAAACGUAAUAAAGAGCAUGAAAGAAAGAAUAGGGUGACAGAUGUAAAAAAACAAAAGAAUCAUCGAGAAAGAAGUAGUUCAAUAGAAGAUGUUGUUGAAGAAAGGCAAAGGCAUGAAAAAAAAGAUCAUGAUAAAAGCAAUAAAAAAGAAGAGGUGACAAAUAACAAAAAAUAUAAAGAAAAAGACAAUUCUCAACAAAGAACAAAUGAAGCAAGACAGAAAAAUGAUUGGUCCUCUGAAAGAACAAAUAAAGAAUAUGAUACAAGACAUGUGGAACAUGAGAGGAAGAAGGCAGAAAAGAAUCAGAGAGAAAGAAGUAGCUCAUAUGAAAGAGAAGAUACAAAAAGAGAAUCAAGUACAUUGAAAGAUAAAUCUAGGAAUAAAAAAGAAAGAUCUGUUGAUACAAUUCAUAAAAGUAGAGAGGAUAAAUAUACCUACCACAAUAAUCAUGAUACUAGUCCUGAAAUCUAUGAGCAAAAAGAAUAUGACAAUGUCAAAAGAAAUAAUUCACAAAGCAAUGAUAUCAAAGAUAGAGAAAAUGAUUAUAAUUCUCACAAGAUAAACAAAAGUAAAUCAAUGUCUAGAAAGAGGGAUCAUAGUAAUGAUAAAGGUGAUGAUAGAGCUUCCCAUAGGAAUGAAAAAAGUAGAGAUAGAUCCGAUAGCAAAGAUGAGCCUCAACACAAAGGUAAAAAACGACAACUAGAAGAAUCAAAAAACAAUAGCCAUAAGUCAAAAAAGAGCAGAAAAGAUGUUGAACCUCAAACUCCUCCUGUGGAUAAAAAGCAAAAACAUAGAUCAAAGAACAGUGAUAAAUCAAAGAAAGGUGACAAGGGAAAAAAUAUUUCGAAAAAAGACAAAAACAAAAGAAAACGCAAGGUGUCUACGUCAUCAGACUCCUCCUCAUCAGAAUCAAGUACUAGCUCCGAUUCUAGUUCUUCUAGUGAAUCGGAUAACAGAAAGAAAAGGUUGAGAAGAAAAAGGAAAGAUUCAUCAUCCUCUAGUAGUAGUGACUCUAGUGAUACUUCUUCUAGUUCUACCAGUAGUUCAGACUCCAGCAGUGACUCAACUAGUUCUAGUUCAGAUAGUGAAAAAGACAAAAGAAGAAAGAAAAAUGUCAAAAGGAAAGUUGUUAAGAAAAUUAAAAAGAAGUAGGUAGAUAUGUAUCAGUUUUAAUUUUUUGCUGUAACAAUGAGUGAAAUAAUUAUAUGUAGGUACUCUUUGUCUUUGUGAUGAUCAAAUUGCAAUAUUUUGUAUACUGUAAGCUAUGAGGAUCAUUUUUUCUUCAUUCAAGUUAAAAAUAAUGUCAGGAUUUACAUUAUUAGUUAGGGUUCGGCCAAACCAACGCGAUCAGCCGGCGUGCAGCGCGGCAGCGAUGACGACCAGACUUAAAUGCAUUGAUC